Messenger RNA from Caenorhabditis angaria, 2058 nucleotides. NCBI's taxonomy places the organism in Eukaryota, Metazoa, Nematoda, Chromadorea, Rhabditida, Rhabditidae. The record is from the annotation of a GenBank genome assembly.
AUGAAAAUUCUUCUGCUGGUUCCAUAUUUUUAUCUAGUUAAUUCUCUAAAUAUAUUAAUUUACUCGCCAGCUUUUGCCACAAGUCAUAUGAAUUUUAUGGCUCAUAUUUCGGACACUUUAACCGAUGCUGGUCACAAUGUCACUGUUCUAGUUCCAAUAACUGAUGCAAAAUUGAAACCAAGAAUUGGGCUUGAAAAAACUAAUGAUAUAAUAAUUGUUGAUCAUGAUGAUGAGAUGAGAGAAGCAUUGGGAAUUGCGCCGGAUGCUGAGACAGCUUUGAAAUUAUUGUGGGAACGCGUUGAGAAACCGGAAGAUAUGGAGAAUAAUUUGAAAUGGAUCUUUGAUCAAAUUCUUGCCACAUGCCCUUUGUUAUUGAGAAAUGAGGCAGUUAUGAAGGAAAUAGGCAAUCGGAAAUUCGAUGUUGCGAUUGCUGAAUCAUUGUCGGUUUGUGGAUUAGGAUUAUUCAAGAAGCUGGGGAUUGAGAAGACUAUUCUAGCCGCCUCUUGUGCGAUUUUUGAUUUUCAACAUGAUUUUAUUGGUGAACCGAAUCAUGUUUCAUAUGUUCCAAGUGAGUUCAAAUUUUUGAGACUUGGGAGAUCUAAGUUAUGCUAAUUUGAAAGAUCAGUACAGUGAUUUUCUCUGGAACUUUCUCAAAAUUUAGUCAAAAAAAUUUCAAAGUUCGAAAAUGGCUGCUGUGUUUUUCUAUAAAUUCCGAAAAUUUUUCAAACCUGAAUUCAAAUAAAUGUUUAUGUCGGACUUCACCUGAAAUUCCCAGCUCUGAAAUCCGUAUUUUAAAGCCUCCCACUUAUUUAUUUCACCUUCAGCUUCAAAUUGUCCACAUGGCGAUAAAAUGUCAAUAAUUCAAAGAUAUAUGAAUCACAAAUCAUCUGACGCAGCUCAAAGAACUAUCAUCAAUCACUUCAAUCGGGAAAUCAAACACUUCGAAAAAUUCGGAAUCUCAGAUUGGCGCGAACUUUUUCCAUCAGCUUCUGCUUAUUUCAUCAACUCCAAUCCUUAUAUUGAUUAUCCCCGUCCAAUUAUUCAAAAAACUGUAGCAAUUGGUGGAAUAAGUGUGCAUUUAGAUGAAAUUCAAUCGCAAAAAUUAAGUGAAGAUUGGCAGAAUAUUUUGGAGUUGAGAAAACGCAAUUUUCUCAUCUCAUUUGGAAGUAUUGCUAGAAGUGUUGAUAUGCCGAUUAAAUGGCGAGAUAAUAUUUUGAAUGUUAUUCGAACUUUCCCAGAUGUUACUUUUAUUUGGAAAUAUGAAUCGGAUGAUUUGGAAUGGGCUGAGGGUGUGGAAAAUGUGAAAUUUGUCAAAUGGACAUCUCAAACUGCAUUGUUGAAAACGAAAACAAAGUGUUUGCACGAUUGGUUUUUGUUAUACAAUAAUUUUUUUGUUACUGUAAAAGUGGCAAAGAAUUAUUGUAGCACAGAAACCUUUCUUGCUUGCAUUCACGGAAAAAGAGGGAAAUCUAACGUGAAUUUUUUGAGGUUUGAAAAGAUAGACAAAUUUUCGAAUUGAAUGUAAUUAUUUUAGACUUUAAGCCGCUUAUUUUUUCAGCUGAUUCACGAUUGAAUGGAUUUCUAACUCAUGGUGGUCUUGGAUCAACUCACGAGCUUGCUUAUCUUGGAAAACCUGCCCUAAUGGUCCCAAUUUUCGGUGAUCAAUUCAGAAAUGCGAAAAUGUUAGCUAGACACAACGGAUCAAUUUUGCUUGAAAAAUUCAGUUUGGCAGAUUUUGAACGCUUGAAAUCAGCAAUUUAUACAAUCCUAUCUGACUCAACGUAUUCUACAAAUGCAAAAAAGUUAGCCGAACUCUUGCAACAUCAGCCAAUAAUUCCAAAAGAACAAGUUGUAAGACAAGUUGAAUUUAUUGCAAAAUAUGGACCGUUUCCAAAUAUGGAUCCUUAUAGCAGACAUUUGUCAAUUAUUCAGAGAGAUUUAAUUGAUGUUUAUGCAAUUAUUUAUAUUUCUUAUAUUUUAGGUUUUGUAGUUUUGAUUUUUGUGUUUAGAUUUUUAUUGAAGUUUAGUUUUGGUAAAUCAACAAAGAAAGAAGAUUAA